AUCCCGGCAGGUGAGCGGCGCCGGCUCUUCACCGUUGGCCUCCUCUUGGGGCUCGCCCUUUGCUCUGGACACUCGCGCAACAGGACCCCAGAUCUAGGGGCUUCUGCUUUGACUCACCCGCCGCUACUGGCGAAAGACCCAUGGCUGAGCGCGGGGAACUCGACCUGACUGGAGCUAAACAGAACACGGGAGUGUGGCUGGUCAAGGUUCCUAAAUAUUUGUCACAGCAAUGGGCGAAAGCCCCAGGAAGGGGUGAAGUUGGGAAGCUGCGGAUUGCCAAGAAUCAAGGAAGGACUGAGGUGUCAUUUACUUUGAAUGAGGAUCUUGCAAAUAUUCAUGAUAUUGGUGGAAAACCAGCCUCAGUUAGCACACCUAGAGAACAUCCAUUUGUCUUGCAGAGUGUUGGAGGACAGACAUUAACAGUAUUUACUGAGAGCUCCACAGAUAAGCUGUCGUUGGAAGGAAUAGUGGUACAAAGAGCUGAGUGCCGGCCAGCAGCCAGUGAAAACUACAUGAGAUUAAAGAGAUUGCAGAUAGAAGAAUCUUCCAAACCUGUAAGGCUGUCACAGCAACUGGACAAAGUUGUAACAACCAAUUACAAACCUGUUGCUAAUCAUCAGUACAAUAUUGAAUAUGAAAGGAAAAAGAAAGAAGAUGGAAAGCGAGCCCGAGCUGAUAAACAACACGUUUUGGACAUGCUGUUUUCAGCCUUUGAGAAACAUCAGUACUAUAACCUUAAGGACUUAGUGGACAUCACAAAACAACCUGUGGGAUACCUGAAGGAAAUCUUGAAAGAAAUUGGUGUACAGAAUGUAAAAGGGAUCCACAAAAACACGUGGGAGCUGAAGCCAGAGUACAGGCACUAUCAAGGAGAAGAAAAGAGUGAUUAAGAAGACUGCUUGCCAGAGUGCUAAUGGAACACCCAACAUGGGCACAGGCAUGCUGCUGGAGUGCUUGAACACCGUGUGUUAAUAGGGGCGAAAUAACAGUGCUUUCACUGCGCUUGGUACAUUUUUUAAACCUAUACUUCUUAUAAAGUUUAGUAAGUGUUUUUUGAGGAGAAAGAACAAAUUUAUUUAUAGACUUGUAUUAAACCAGAUUAUUCUUAAUGAGAAUUGAGGUUGCUGUAUUAAGUAUUAGCUUUUGACAUGUAACAUUAGGAAAUGUUUCUUAAAUGAGGACCCUCUAUCCUUGCUGUAUCUCUGAGGCACCAAGAAAAUACAGAUCCAAAGAGAAUGGUA
Messenger RNA from Otolemur garnettii (small-eared galago), 1241 nucleotides. RefSeq names its product general transcription factor IIF subunit 2 (gene GTF2F2). Bases 141 to 890 code for a protein of 249 amino acids. The record is from RefSeq and is a predicted model, not a curated record. NCBI's taxonomy places the organism in Eukaryota, Metazoa, Chordata, Mammalia, Primates, Galagidae. The transcript has 8 exons. Gene Ontology annotation, biological process: transcription initiation at RNA polymerase II promoter; transcription by RNA polymerase II. Gene Ontology annotation, cellular component: transcription factor TFIIF complex.